Messenger RNA from Neoarius graeffei (lesser salmon catfish), 3103 nucleotides. RefSeq names its product adenosine receptor A1-like. The record is from RefSeq and is a predicted model, not a curated record. Gene Ontology annotation, molecular function: G protein-coupled adenosine receptor activity. Gene Ontology annotation, cellular component: synapse; membrane; dendrite. Lineage: Eukaryota; Metazoa; Chordata; Actinopteri; Siluriformes; Ariidae. The coding region runs from base 429 to 1418 and encodes 329 amino acids. The transcript is spliced from 2 exons. Gene Ontology annotation, biological process: G protein-coupled adenosine receptor signaling pathway.
CGAAAAGAACGCGGUGCUAUAUAGGACAGCAGGACUGUCUCGGUUGUGGUGGAAGCGGUCCUGUUUCAGUUCCUCUAGAUAUCCCAGUGUUUCCGUGCUGCGUGAACCUGCUGUGGGGAGUCUGAAUGAGGUCGUGGGAUGGAUGCACUUGUGUAGCGCACACUGGUGAAGUAAUAUUAUUAUAAUUGUUGGAAGGAUAGAUUUAUAUUCAUGGACAUCACUCGGGAUGCGUAAGCUGUGGGACUCGACAGCACCCUGUCAUGCGCGUUUUGGACCCUGGGUUCGGGGUGCCACGGAGUUCUCUCUCACCUGGCUUUGAAGCGCCGAGCUGCGCCUUUCCGGGAAUCCGCUAUGUUUUGAUCGGGACAGAAGGUGCGUUCUGUUCAUUUAUUUCCGCCACAGUUUUCUGACUCACUGACUCUGAGGCGAUGCCGGAUCCUCCUCUGUAUUACAUUGGGAUGGAGGUGAUGAUCGCUCUCGCCUCCGUCUUCGGGAAUGUGCUGGUGGUUUGGGCGGUGAAGAUCAGCCGCUCGUUGCGGGACACCACUUUUUACUUCGUAGUCAGCUUGGCUUUGGCAGACAUCGCAGUCGGGGCUCUGGCUAUUCCUCUGGCCAUUACGAUCAGCACCGGACUGAAGACGCACUUUUACAGCUGCCUGAUGGUCGCCUGCAUUAUGCUCGUUCUCACUCAGAGCUCCAUCCUCGCUCUCCUCGCCAUCGCUAUUGACCGCUACUUGAGGGUCAAGAUCCCGCUCAGCUACAAGCGAGUAGUGACACCAAACCGAGCUGGAACAGCGGUGAUCGUGUGCUGGCUGGUGGCUCUCAUCGUGGGCUUGACUCCUAUGUUUGGUUGGAACAACCAGGAGAACAUCACAAAAAACACCUCUAUAGACAACGUCACCUGUCUUUUUGAGAAUGUUAUCAGCAUGGAGUACAUGGUCUACUUCAACUUUUAUGGCUGGGUGCUGCCCCCACUCGUCCUCAUGCUUGUGAUCUACGUUGAGAUUUUCUAUAUGAUCCAGAAGCGGCUCAAUAUGAAGCUCAAUAACUUGACCAGCCAAGCUGAUCCCAGUCGUUAUUAUGGAAAAGAGCUCAAGCUGGCCAAAUCUCUCGCACUGGUGCUUUUACUGUUUGCUAUUAGCUGGUUACCCCUGCACAUCCUGAACUGCAUCACUCUGUUUUGCAAGGACUGUAAAAAUAAAAAUAACAGCUUUAUCUUUGUAGCUAUCUUGCUUAGUCAUGGCAACUCGGUUGUCAACCCGGUCAUUUAUGCCUUCCGUAUCAGGAAGUUCCGUUCUGCUUUCAUCAAGAUCUGGGAGCAGUACGUCUGCUGCAAGAAAGUGAACCAAUUCACCAGGAAAGCCACUCGACGAAGAGAAAAUUUGGAGAAGAUGCAACAAAUUUCUGAUGACAUUUGACUUAAACUGAACCUUGAACGUAACUGGGUGUGUUGAUUAUUUUAGUGAAAUAACUGCAUUAACAUUUAACAUCCUGGUUUGAGGUCCUGGGAUGUCUUGACUCAUAUUUCCUCCGAUGAAGACAUUCCAAUGAAGCAGCAUUGUGUCUGAAAGUGUGCCAGAAAUAUUCAUAUACAUAGUCAAUGGGGGGAAAAGUCCCAUGUACAGUGUCUUGCAAAAGUAUUCAUCCCCCUUGGUGUUUGUCCUGUUUUGUCGCAUUACAAGCUGGAAUUAAAAUGAAUUUUUGGGGGUUAGCACCAUUUGAUUUACACAACAUGCCUACCACUUUAAAGGUGCAAAUAGUUUUUUUAUUGCGACACAAACAAUAAUUAAGAUGAAAAAAAAAGAAAUCUGGAGUGUGCAUAGGUAUUCACCCCCCAAAGUCAAUACUUUGUAGAGCUGCCUUUUGCUAGAAUUACAGCUGCAAGUAUCUUGGGGUGUGUCUCUAUUAGCUUAGCACAUCUAGCCACUGGGAUUUUUGCCCAUUCCUCAAGGCAAAACCGCUCCAACUCCUUCAAGUUAGAUGGGUUGCGUUGGUGUACAGCAAUCUUCAAGUUAUGCCACAGAUUCUCAACUGGAUUGAAGUCUGGGCUUUGACUAAGCCAUUCCAAGAUAUUUAAAUGUUUCCCUUUAAACCACUCCAGUGUAGCUUUAGCAGUAUGUUUAGGGUCACGUUCACGUUCCUGCUGGAACAUGAAUCUUCGUCCCAGUCUCAAACCUCUGGCCGACUCAAACAGGUUUUCCUCCAGAAUUGCCCUGUGUUUAGUGCCAUCCAUCUUUCCUUCAGUCCUGACCAGCUUUCCUGUCCCUGCAGAUGAAGAACAUCUCCACAGCAUGAUGCUGCCACCAACAUGCUUCACUGUAGGAAUGGUGUUCUCAGGGUGUUGGGUUUGCGCCCCACAUGGCAUUUCCCAUGAUGGCCAAAAAGAUCAAUUUUAGUCUCAUUUGACCAGAGAAUCUUCUCCCAUGUAUUUAGGGAGUCUGCCACAAGCUGUUGGGCAAACUCCAAGCAUGUUUUCUUAUUUUUUUCUUUAAGCAAUGACUUUUUUUCUGGCCACUCUUCCAUAAAGACCCGGUCUGUGGAGUGUACGGCUUAAAGUGGUCCUAUGGACAGAUACUCCCAUCUCCGCUGUGGAUCUUUGCAGCUCCUUCAGUGUUAUCUUUGGCGUCUUUGUUGCAUCUCUGAUUAAUGCCCUCCUUGCCCGGUCUGUGAGUUUUGGUGGGCGGCCUUCUCUUGUCAGGUUUAUCAUGGUGCCAUAUUCUUUCCAUUUUACUAUAAUGAAUUUAAUGGUGCUCCCUGGGAUAUUCAAAGUUUGGGAUAUUUUUUAGAACCCAACCCUGAUCUAUACUUCUUCACAACUUUGUGUCUGACCUGUUUGGAGGCUCCUUGGUUUUCAUGUUGCUUGCUUAGUACUGUUGCAGAGUCAGGGUCCUUCCAGAACAGGUUGAUUUAUACAGAGAUCAUGUGACACUUUGAUUGCACACAGGUGGAUCUUAAUCGAUGUGACUUAUGAAGUGAAUUGGUUGUACCAGCUCUUAUUUAGGGGUUUCAUACGAAAGGGGGUGAAUACCUACGGUAUGCACACUCCAGAUUUCUGUUUUUACAUCUUAAUUAUUGUUUGUGUCACACUAAAAAAAUGAUUUGC